This is a messenger RNA of Platichthys flesus (European flounder), 8526 nucleotides long. RefSeq names its product A disintegrin and metalloproteinase with thrombospondin motifs 9-like. The transcript has 40 exons. The coding region runs from base 161 to 5992 and encodes 1943 amino acids. Gene Ontology annotation, molecular function: zinc ion binding; metalloendopeptidase activity. Gene Ontology annotation, biological process: proteolysis; extracellular matrix organization. Gene Ontology annotation, cellular component: extracellular matrix. NCBI's taxonomy places the organism in Eukaryota, Metazoa, Chordata, Actinopteri, Pleuronectiformes, Pleuronectidae. The record is from RefSeq and is a predicted model, not a curated record.
UGCACUUCACCACCGCCCAGAGACCAUCUACUCAAGAGUCGGGGAUAAUAGCGUUGGAUGAGGCAGGCGGACCGGAGGCGGAAAGCCCGGAGUGACCUGAGGAAGACAGUAUUACUACAGGACUGCAGGCUGCCGCACUCCUCUCUGAACGUGGACAAUCAUGCAUGUGCUCUUCUGGGGCUGGGGGUUCCUACUGUUCCCAGAUUUUUUGAAUGUAGUCGCAUCUACCGGGAGAUUACUUUUGAAUUCAAGUACAGUGAAAGAGGAGGUGGGCUCCUAUGAGAUUGUAACACCGCUGCGAGUGAAUGAAGCCGGUGACAAGUUUCCAACCAGUGUGCACUUCAAGAGGAAAAGGCGAAGUCUGGACGAGACCACCGGCAACAACACGGAUCACUGGGCCUCGCCAAAUAUCCACUACAGGAUAUCUGCUUUCGGACAGAGCUAUCACCUCAACCUCACGCUGGACUCGGGAUUUAUUGCACCUUUCUACACUGUGACAAUACUUGGAGUACCCCGAGGGGACAACGUAACGGAUUUAGCAACAGAUGCGGAGGUGGAGGAGGAGGAGGACACGGAGUUAAGGCACUGCUUCUAUAAAGGACAUGUCAAUGCACAAGCAGAGCACGCCGCGGUCAUCAGCUUGUGCUCCGGACUGCUUGGCACUUUCAGGUCUCCAGAAGGGGAGUAUUUUGUGGAGCCCCUACACAGCUAUCAAGGAGAACACUAUGGAGAGGAACACAUAAAACCUCAUAUUGUUUACAAGAAGAGUGCACCCAAAAAACAGACAUCUGGGGAGAACUCAGCUUGUGACAUUUCAGGACACAAACACAGACAAAAGAGGCACAAGCUGAAGAGAAGGCCAGCGGCGGAGGUGAACACUGUGUCUGAAGCAUCCCCAGUGGUCAGCGCCGGUAUAUUCGGCGACGUGGAGUCGUUGAGUUCCAGUGUGGUCGCCGAUGCUUUACUCAGAUCAGAGAGCAGCGGCAGUGCCAGCGCUAGACCAUCAAAUGAUAGCAGCGGUGACUCAGGACCUCACAGAAGAUCAAAACGCUUCCUCUCCUACCCGCGCUUUGUUGAAGUCAUGCUGGUGGCUGACAACAAAAUGGUGGAGCAUCAUGGCAGCAACCUGCAGCACUACAUACUCACAUUAAUGUCCAUAGUGUCUUCCAUCUACAAGGACCCCAGCAUUGGCAACCUGAUUAACAUUGUGAUUGUAAAAUUAGUCAUAAUAAACAAUGAGCCGGAGGGUCCAGUCAUUUCAUUUAAUGCACAGACCACUUUAAAGAACUUCUGCAUUUGGCAGCAGAUUCAGAACAGUGUGGACGACAACCACCAUUCCCAUCACGACACCGCCAUCCUCAUCACCAGGCAGGACAUCUGCAGAGCAAGGGAUAAAUGUGACACCUUAGGACUUGCCGAGUUGGGCACAGUGUGUGAUCCAUACAGGAGCUGCAGCAUCAGCGAGGACAACGGACUGAGCACAGCGUUCACCAUCGCCCAUGAACUUGGCCAUGUGUUCAACAUGCCUCAUGACGACAGUAACAAGUGCAAGGAGGACGGAGUUAAGAUUCAACAACACGUGAUGGCUCCCACGCUGAACUACAACACAAACCCUUGGAUGUGGUCCAAGUGUAGCAGGAAGUACAUCACAGAGUUCCUCGACACAGGAUAUGGCGAAUGCUUGCUUGACGAACCCGUUUCUAGGCCGUACAGUCUCCCCCAGCAGCUGCCUGGACGGAUAUACAAUGUCAAUAAACAGUGCGAAUUGAUAUUUGGGCCGGGGACGCAGGUGUGCCCUUAUAUGACUCAGUGUCGGAGGUUGUGGUGCACCAGUCCAGAGGGUGCCCAGCAGGGAUGUAGGACGCAACACAUGCCGUGGGCAGAUGGCACAGAUUGCUCCCCCGGAAAGCACUGCAAGCAUGGCCUGUGUAUAGCCAAAGAGCACGACGCCACACCUGUGGACGGGGCAUGGGGAGUUUGGAGCCCUUUCGGUACCUGUUCACGGACAUGCGGCGGGGGCAUCAAGAUCGCUGCGCGCGAAUGCAACCGACCUGUGCCAAGGAAUGGAGGAAUGUAUUGUGUUGGUCGCCGGAUGAAGUUCCGUUCCUGUAACUCUGAGCCCUGCUCAAAGCAGAAGAAGGACUUCAGGGAGGAGCAAUGUGCCGCCUUUGACGGCAGGCACUUCAACAUCAACGGUCUACCUCCAAACGUCCGCUGGGUGCCCAAGUACAGCGGAAUCUUGAUGAAGGACAGGUGUAAGCUGUUCUGCAGGGUGGCAAGCAGCACGGCCUACUAUCAGCUCAGGGACCGGGUCAUUGAUGGCACGCCGUGUGGACCUGAUACCAAUGACAUCUGUGUCCAGGGCCUGUGCAGGCAAGCAGGCUGUGACCACGUAUUGAACUCUAAAGCCAGGAGGGACAAAUGUGGCGUGUGUGGAGGUGACAACUCAUCCUGCAAAACUGUGGCAGGCACCUUCAACAUUGUCCACUAUGGCUAUAAUGAAAUAGUGCGAAUACCCAGCGGUGCUACAAAUAUAGAUGUACGUCAACACAGCUACUCAGGGAAACCAGAUGAUGACAACUACCUCGCCAUAUCAACUAGCCGUGGAGAGUUCCUGCUAAAUGGAGAGUUUGUGGUCAGCAUGUUCAAAAGGGAAAUUAAAGUGGGAAAUGCCGUCAUCGAGUACAGUGGCUCUGACCAUGUCAUUGAGAGGAUCAACUGCACUGACCGUAUCGAAGAGGAGAUCAUUGUCCAGGUGCUGUCUGUGGGGAACCUGUACAACCCAGAUGUCAGGUACUCCUUCAACAUCCCUAUAGAGGACAAACCUCAGCAGUUCUUCUGGGAUGCUUAUGGGCCCUGGCAGGAGUGCAGCCGCCUGUGCCAAGGAGAGCGGAAGAGGAAGAUUCUCUGUAGCAGAGAUUCAGACAGGGUGCAGGUGUCUGACCAGAGGUGUCACGGUACAGCCAGACCUGCCGUCAUCACUGAGCCCUGCAAUACUGAAUGUGAACUCAGGUGGCACGUGGCCCGUAAGAGUGAGUGCACAGCUCAGUGCGGUCUUGGAUAUCGUACCCUGGAAAUAUACUGUGCCAAAAUGAGCCGUACAGAUGGCAAGACCCAGAAAGUUGAUGACCGCUACUGUAGUGGUCAGCGCAAACCUGACGACAAGGAAGGUUGCCACGGCGACUGUAACCCGGGUGGCUGGGAGUACUCGCCUUGGUCAGAGUGCUCCAAGAGCUGUGGUGGGGGCACCCGCCGUCGAGGGGCAGUGUGUCGAAAGGCAGCUGAGGCCGGUGGUGAUGAGAGCAAAUGCAGUCAAAGGGACAAGCUGACCGUCCAGUCCUGCAAUGAAUUCCUCUGUCCACAAUGGAAGACUGGUGACUGGUCUGAGUGCCUUGUUACAUGCGGGAAAGGCUACAAGCACCGUCAGACGUGGUGUCAGUUCGGCGAGGACCGUCUUGACGAUCGCUUUUGUGGCUUGUCCAAACCUGAGUCAGUGCAGACGUGCCAGCAGCAGGAGUGCGCAUCUUGGCAGGUCGGACCCUGGGGACAGUGCACUACCUCGUGUGGGCCAGGCUACCAAAUGAGAGCGGUGAAGUGUGUGGUCGGCUCUUUUGGUACUGUCAUGGACGACACUGAAUGUAACGCUGCCACCCGACCCACCGACACCCAGGACUGUGAACUGGCUCAGUGUCCCAGCAGCCACCCUGUUCCCCCAGGGACCAAAGUCCCCUCCCACCAGGCCCACAAAACCCAGUGGCGGUUUGGUUCCUGGACUCAGUGUACUGCCAGCUGCGGCAAAGGUACACGGAUGCGCUAUGUGAGCUGCCGGGACAACCAGGGUGGUGUGGCAGAGGAGUCGGCUUGCGCCCACUUACCAAAACCCCCUGCCAGAGAAGUGUGCUCAGCAGUGCCUUGCGGACAGUGGAAAGUGCUGGAAUGGACAGUGUGCUCGGUUACCUGUGGCCAGGGGAAGACGACACGGCAGGUACUGUGUGUCAUCAGUGACCAGGAGGUGAAUGCUAGUGAGUGUGACCCAGACGAUCGUCCAACCACAGAGCAGGACUGCGCUAUGUCUCAAUGCCCGUCCCGCUCCAGUGAGUCCCGACCUUUGCCGUCCUCACCAAACGCCAGCACCAGGAACAACCUGCCCCAUAGCCAAUCCCACCAAUGGCGGACCGGACCCUGGGGCGCGUGCUCCAGCACAUGUGCAGGAGGUUUCCAGCGGCGUGUGGUUGUGUGCCAGGAUGAGAACGGCUACCCUGCCAACAGCUGCGAGGAUCGCAGUCGGCCCAGUGAGCAACGGUCCUGUGAGUCAGGGCCAUGUCCGCAGUGGAUCUAUGGCAACUGGGGAGAGUGCACGAAGCCAUGUGGAGGUGGGAUCAAGACGAGGCUGGUGGUGUGUCAGCGUCCAAACGGCGAGCGUUUCAACGACCUGAGCUGCGAGAUCCACGACAAGCCACCAGAUCGCGAGCAGUGCAAUACUCAGCCAUGCCCGUCUAGCCCCCACUGGAGCACAGACCCAUGGAGCUCGUGCUCGGCCUCCUGCGGACGAGGCUUCAAGUCCCGUAAGGUGAGCUGUGUGACCGGAUCCGGCCGCACCGCUACCGAGGAGAACUGCCGGAGCCUGUCCCCCAAACCCGGCAAGCAGAGGCGCUGCCAAGGCAGACGAUGCCCCAAGUGGAAGACUGGCAACUGGGGAGAGUGCUCUGCGUCCUGUGGAGACGGGCUCCAGCGUCGGGAGGUCUUCUGUCAGCUUGGAGACCGACGCAGUCCUCAGGAGAGCGGCUGCUCACAGCGCUCCAGACCUCCAUCCAGCCAGAGCUGCCGGGCCGCUGACUGUCCCUCCCGGUACCACUGGAAAGAAGGAGAGUGGCAGCCAUGUAGUAAGUCAUGUGGUGUGGGCCACAGACAGCGAGCUUUGCAGUGCGGGGACCACAACCAGCAGGAGGUCCACGAGAUGUACUGUGUGAAGCAGAUCCGACCUCCACACAUAGAGAGCUGCAACACCCAGGCCUGUGAACUCAUCUGGAUCACAGGGGACUGGACUGAGUGCUCGGCCAGCUGUGGCCAGGGCUACCGCCAGCGUCUGAUCUCCUGCAGCGAGGUCCAUAUGGAGACUGACAACUAUGAGUACGGCCAUCAGUCUUUGUCCAACUGCCCCGGGACCCCUCCUGAGAGCUACAUGCCUUGUAAUCUGGACCCGUGCCUGCCUCCACAGGAGUGGAGGGUUGGAAUCUGGGGAGAGUGUCCAGUGAGCUGUGGUGACGCAGUCAUGGAGAGGACGGUGCAGUGCCUUUCUGCAGAUGGUCAGGAAAGCAGUCGGUGUUCUCCUGACGCAAAGCCAGAAGCCAGAAAAGUCUGCAGAAAUCCAAACUGCCGUUUGCCUUCCAGCUGUCAGGAGGUCCAGAGCAUGAACCAGCUCCUCCCAGACAGAGAACACUUUCUCAAUGUUCAAGGAAAAGCACUUAAGGUAUACUGUGCAGGAAUGCAGACAGAGUCUCCUCAGGAAUACAUCACCUUGAUGAUGGGAGAAGGGGAGAAUUUUUCAGAGAUCUUUGGCUUCAGGCUGAAUGACCCCACCCAGUGCCCAGCAAAUGGCUCCAGAAGAGCAGACUGCGACUGCCGAAGAGAUUACACCAAUGCUGGCAUCACCACCUUUUCCAAAGUUCGCCUGGACAUCAAUAAGAUGAACAUCAUCACUACAGACUGGAAGUUUGCGUUCACCCGUGAAGGCAAGAGAGUUCCAUUCGCUACAGCUGGAGACUGCUACAGCGCCGCCCGUUGUCCACAGGGUCAGUUCAGGAUCAACCUCUCAGGAACAGGUUUGAAGGUGGCUGACGACACCUCGUGGAUCUCACAGGGCAACUACGCAGUGACUGACGUACGGAAAUCACAGGAUGGUAGCAGAGUGUCAGGAAUGUGUGGAGGCUACUGUGGUAAAUGUACACCGUCCUCUGGCUCCAGUCUGCCUGUAACCAUGGAGACGACCUAAUGCUAUCACACAGCAUCUAUUCUCAUUCAUCUCAGCUGCAGUCCUCUCCAGGUGUGCCUCUUGUCCACACCCCCCGUCUCUGUGGUGCUACAGUCCACUCACAGCUCAAACCCGUCCUUCAUGCGACCUCUGUUACGCCCACGUGUGUAUAAUGUAAAUUAAUCAGGUGUAAGUACUGUACAUAGCGGGAUCAAAAUGUCUUAUUUAUUGUACUCUCCAUUUAUUUUUGUAUCGUAAUGUUUAAUUUAACAGUUUUGUUGUCAAUACUGAACACAGCACACUUGCCACUCAGAAGAUUUUGUUUUUUAUUUGCCACACAUGUGCCUUCCAUGUUGGAUGUUGGACUUUGCAGUCCCGUCGUUACUCCACUGUGUCACCGCCAUAUGCUCCUUUCUGGACCAGUUUAAUAAGUUGUGUUUGAUCCAAUGAUGUUGUGAUUAUAAUGGUGUGCAGUCCUGGUGUUUAUAUGCAGCGAGGUGUCUCUAAUCAGUGGGGCUCUUUUCUAUCAACCUCCAAGCUUUCCGGAUUACAGGUGCUAGAAUCCUGUGCUACACUGGGUUGUAUAAGAAGCUCCUUAAAAAGACGUUAUUGUCAGUGAUGUUUUUUUUCUACGAAUGUCUCAUUUAGUCAGAUGUUACCAGUCGAGAGGUCCUUCCUGUCUCAAGUGUGCUUUUAUCAGCUGUCAUUCCAGCUAUGUAAUUCUUACCUCAGUAAACCUCGGCUGUGUUUGUAGCCUAUCACAAUCAAACCCGCUGGAAUGUGCGCGUCCGUGUCUGUCCAGCUGUUUACCGCAGCUGCAGGUCCUCGUCCUGUCAGAUCGGAGACGGGGCUUUUUUAGGAUCAGCUGUGAUAAUAACACUGCAGGAAAAAGCCAGGUGUUACUUCCAUGACUCCAACACCUGCAUUCGUAAAAUACGCUCAUACUGUUAAAAGUCCCUCUGGGAAUAAAGUCAGUUCAUUUUCUUUUAAGUUAGUAGAAAACAUUAGGUGAAAUAGUUUGAUACACAAACAGUGCUUUCUCUGAAAUAUGAUCCAUACAUCAGCAUUAAUACUGUAUGUGUUCAGGUGUUGGAAGAUCUCCAUUUCAGUGCCGUAGGAAGACACUAGAUAUAAACAUGUGUGCACGUGUGUCUGUACCUUUUCCAGUACAAACACUGACCUUGUCAGGACCAGUAGAUGUCAUGGGGACCAAAGUGUGGUCCUAAUGAGACAAAUGUUAUUUUCUGAGCUCCUGGUUAAGGUUGGAGGGAAGAUGUGAAUUGGUCACAAUGAAUGGAAGUCAAUGCAGACUCCUAAAAAUGAUAAUAAUGUGUGUCCUUGGAAGUGCACAUGCAAUGAGUGGGGUUAGGAUUUACAGCUCACAUCUAGAGAAGUUUACCCAUACACAAGCAUACUGACACGUAACAAACACACACACACAUCUUUAAAGGAAUCGUAGAGAUUACGCUGCCAGACUUCAGAGAGCCCCUGAAUUCCUCUGCGUAUAUCUCAGGUGGUGUGCAGUGACCAGGGAGAGCUAUUAGCCUCUUAGCUUUUUACCGAGGGCAGGUUAUCUUAUCUGGAGCAGCUUGAAAGAAUUCAGAAAACAAAGACUUCACCUCGGGCCGAUUCAAAUUCCGGUAUAGAUGCUCCGUAGAUUUAAUGCACUGGUCCGACCCUGGAGACACCCUUCACACUGCUGAGCUCCCAGGCCCCCGCAGCAUCGCGUGGGUCCAGAUGCUGCCUGGAGACCAGCUCAUGUACCUCACAUUCUCCUCUUUCCAUUUGAAAUCUGUCCAAACUGUACAUAUGAACAGGCUCCUGUCAUGGACCUGUUGUUGUGACAAUAUCAGGGUACUUUUUAUUUGGUGUAUGUAUGUUUUUGCAUCUUUUAACCAGUUUAAUGCAGUUUCUUGAUUUGUAUUCUUAAAGAGACACAAGCAGAAAUUAUUCUUUGCAUUCUGUAAGCCGUAGUGUUGGAUAGAGUAGAUAUGUAGAGUACAUUUUACAUGUACGGCUGAUGAAGAAGCCAUAUUUUAUUAACUUCAGCCAAAGGGAAUUUCACACAAUUUUAAUCUGCAACUUUACACAUGUUGAACAAUGUCUAACAGCGCUGCGGAAGUUGUGUGUCUUCAAAAAGGCACUUCACUUAUUGUGAAUGUCAGUUCAGUCCACAGAGUUCUCAGGUGUCACACAGUCAAUGAAGGGAUUAUGAUGUGAUAUUUAUGUGUAUUUAUCUUAUGUUACAUAUUUGCCACGUGUUUAUCAGGUAACUGAACAUGUAUGUUUGAAGUGUCUUUGCAUACACUUAUUUUAUAUGCAGUAUUUAUUUAACCUUUUUUCUAUGUGAAUGUACAUAAAUGAUUAUGAAUUACCAUGCAGUAUUAUUGCCAUAAAACGAACUGUCUGGCAACACACCAACUAUUUGUGAAUACAUUUAUUUAUAUGUUCUGUACGUCUCAUCUGCAUAAACUUUAUUAGCAAGUUUUGGUGCUGCCAUAUAAAAAAGCAUGAUAAAUGAUCUUGUGAAGUCGAUAAUGAGAAGAAAAUAAAAA